AAGAGCGGUGCAAGAAACCGUAAGAAACUGCUUUUCCAGCCUCAUCUGUUUUCCACCAUAUAUAUAUAUAUAUAUAUAUAUAUAUAUAUAUAUAUAUAUAGUACACACACAGUAUAUAUAAAAGACAUACAUUCAGAGAUCCGAAUCAAUAUUGAAAGAGGGAACCAGAAAAUUCUUUGACUGUUCAGUUUUAUUUAAAACUGUGCAGAAUGGAAAAAAACAAGUAAUAAAAUUGACAGCACUGUAAACGGAGGCUUAACAAGUUCAAAAACUCCAAAACUUAUCUUAAUAGCGGAUCCGGGGCAAGUAUCAGGUGCAUACCGCCACCUACUGUACAAGAGUGUGCAGCACCCAUCUGAAGGCGUGCUGCUACAUCGUUGGUUUUUAUUGGUCAAUAUCUUGUUCACUUGCCUAAUCUUGCUUGUACUUGUGUUGCUGCCUCUAAUGCUCAAUUACAGUACAGUCGCACCGGUUUAUCGAUUGCGCCGGAGGCAUGAAAACAAAACUAUCAAUUCACAAUGAUAAAUCAAGAAAACAAACAAAAAUAACGUGUAACACAGGCGACAAUUUGAAAUGUAGUGAAGUAAAAAGUAUAGAUAUGUGCUAAAGAAUGUAGUAAAGUAAAAGUAAAAAGUACUACUUCAUAUUUGUUCUCAAGUAAAGUACAGAUACACAAAAAUGUACUUAAAUACAGCAACGAAGUACUUUUACCUCAUUACAUUCUACCACUGCCCAAAACCUAUAAUUAAAAACCAAUGUCGAUAUUAUCCAUUAUCAUUUUAAAAUGCUUUUAUUGGCUGAUAUUACAACUCUAAUUUUAGGAUGAGUUUCACAUCUGAAAACAGAUACACGCAUUAUCUACUCCAAGCUUGUUGCUUUCGUCAACCUCUGUUGAUGACAAUAUAGCGUAAAACAUGCAAAUACAAAGAAGUGACGUUAACCACGUUUGAGAUGGAUUGAUUUAUUGAGAUUCUGAUUUUUGAUUUUGUGUCCAGUGCCAGCUUGAGAACACAAUUUGUCGUGGCGCGUUUCCAGGCUGCAUCAUGACCACACAAGGACAAAACAAUUUUCACUUCCUUCUUUGUCAUUGUGACUUGGCACACUUUUUGAAGACAACGAGGCGCUCCAAAACAGACACGCCAGCAGACUGUCUGAGGAGAAAAUGCAUUUUCCAGGUGCAGGUAACCUGAUAACCACUGAUCCGAACAAUCAAUUUAACGCACAAUUGAGUACUACAUAGUUUCCAAUCUUUUCGACAAUUAUCUUUGAACAUGAACAAUGUAUUUAGGGGGAAAAGCCUCUUAUUUGAGGAUCUAAUGUCCAUUUUUUGAGGUUGUAACUUGUAAAGAUGUGUUUGCUCCUGUUUAACUGGAAUUCAUUCAAAUGGGCAACAGGAGACAAGGCAAUACAGGAGCUUGGUUAUCCCCAGCGAUGACUCAUCGCACCAAAAAACAAGUUGUCCAUUAGAGUAAAAAGGCAGAAUGAGGCAAAAUCUAUUUACUUUUUUUUUCUCCUCGAGUCCCUUGUUUGUUUUCAGGAACCGUCAAGAGGGACAGGGACUGUGCUAUAAAAACGUCUGCCGCACAGCGUCAAGGCCAGCCUGUCCCUUUCCCCAACUGGAACGGGAAGGGUGGGCAGCGGUGGGGGCUCUCCCACAUCCAAAGUGGCCCCAUGUGGCGGUGGCGUGCCUGUGGAGGACAUGCAAGCCCUGGCCAUCACCUCGCUUUCCGCUGCAGAUGUAGCCAAGCAAUUUGAGCAGAUUCGCGAGCUGGGGAAGGGCACAUAUGGAAAAGUGGACCUUGUGGCACACAGAAGCCAAGGCACUAAAAUGGCUCUGAAAUUUGUUACCAAAAACAAGACCAAGCUGAAGAGUUUCCUCCGGGAAUACAGCCUAACAGACUCGCUUAGCUCCAGCCCGUUCAUCAUCAAAGUCUUGGACGUGCUCUUUGAGACGGAGGACAGCUACGUGUUUGGACAAGAAUACGCUCCCGCCGGGGACCUUUUCGACAUCAUUCCCCCACAGGUGGGCCUCCCAGAAGAAAUGGUCAAACGGUGCAUGCAACAACUUGGUCUGGCCCUGGAUUUCAUGCACAGUAAAAACUUGGUGCACCGGGACGUCAAGCCAGAAAACGUGCUGUUGUUCGACCGCGAGUGCCGCCGUAUAAAGCUGGCCGACUUCGGAAUGACCCGUCGGGUCGGCUGUCGUGUAAAAAGGGUGAGCGGCACCAUCCCCUACACGGCUCCGGAGGUGUGCCGGGCCAGCCGCACCGAAGGUUUCCUUGUAACCACCAGUCUGGACGUGUGGGCUUUUGGAGUUCUAGUCUUCUGCAUGCUCACGGGUAAUUUCCCCUGGGAGGCUGCGUUGCUAACCGACGCCUUCUACGAGGAGUUUCGACGCUGGCAGAAAGCCGGCUGUCCCGUGGGAACGUAUCCGUCCCAGUGGCGCCGAUUCACCGACGACGCUCUGCGAAUGUUCCAAAGGCUCCUCGCAGCUGAGCCGGAGAAACGUUGCGGGGUCAAAGACGUCUUUUGCUUUGUCAAAUACGAGCUUGUGAGCGAGCUUAGGCGCAGAGCGUCCUACCGUGCCAAGCGAGGGGAACGGUCCAGCUCGGGGGUAUGCAGUGGAAACUGUGCUGCAUCUUCAUCCACAUCUUCUUCUUCUCGCACAGCCCACAGACACCCGGAGCCCUCCACGCCACCUGGGACCUCCUGCCUUCGCCCAGCUCCCCUAAAAAGGAGCGUCCUGUCUGACCCCAGAGAGGAGGUUGCUCAGCAUCAGCCUUCAGGACGGGACAAGAGCAAAAGCCAGAUGGUGAUGGCCACUGCCAUUGAGAUCUGUGUCUAACUAGGUAGAUAAGUCCAUCUUAGGCCGUUUAAGAGCAAAGUUCUGCUCAUACUGGAAAUAAACUUCAUCUAAAAGAAGCCAAGUUAAAGGCCUUUUAGUAGGAAUUGACAGCCUAAACUGGCUCAAGGUCUUACCAUCCCAAGAGAGGCCUGCUGUCCGGCUUGGAGGAGUCAACUGCCAACUAAAUUUCAUCUUCAGCUACUUCCUUUUCUUCCUCAUACACCUCCUGGGACCUACUGUCUUUACACGACUUCCCUCAAACGCACUGUUGGACAGGAAAAGUGUCCAGGACAAGACAAGAAUACAAGACAGAUUGCCACUACGAUUAAAAUCGGUGUGUCUGUUUUCUAUUUCACUUUAUCAGCCAUAGUUAGCGAGUUGGAGCUUUAUUCAAGCUGGACUGGACAAAACUUCCUGUUUGUAAUCGGGCAACUGUACCGCUACCGCAUCAGGGACUUGGUAGCACACUUGUGUUUACCAGUUGCCAUUUCAGUAAAUGUUCCUUCUCCAAACUGUGUAUCUAAAGGCAGUUUAAGGGAGAAGUUCAAUGCUUCAGUAAAAUCUUGCAGCAGCAUUAAGUCAGGACUUGGCAUUCACGGUCAGCAACGACUGAAAGAGCUUCCUUCCGUGACAAGAGAGGUAACCGGUCCAGCUUGGCAGUGUGCACUGGCAAUUGUAUUUCAUCUUCUUCUUCCUGCCACUUCCUAGGAACACAGAGCCUUCCACUUCUCUUGGAAUCUGCUGGCUUUGCUUCUCAAACAGAGCAUCCGUUCCAUCCCCGGAGAGGAGGCUGGACAUACCCAGUCUCUAGGACGGGAACAAGAACAAACGCCAGAUGGUGACGGCCAGCAUUAUUUAUGGCCAAAGAUGUACGAAAGAUCUUCUGCAGACUUUGUUCUUUGGCAGGACACGCCAGACAAGUGAUUUCUUUUCCCACUGUGGUGGAAGUGCUGAGACAAUACGUUGAAAUGACUUUUGCAACAUAGUUUUAAUGCAAAUUCAUCGUAACUACUAUAUUUGAAUGAUAAAUCCAUGGACACCAGAUUUGUGAAGAACUUCUUUUAUUGGAUUUCUCACAUCACUUCAGAGGCCACAGCAACAUUGUCCAGUGCAUUACUACACUUAAGAUCAUAAAAUCAACUACCAUGUAGCAGUUUUUACUGGACACGUUUUCUUGAUGCUCAGUGUUGCCAUCACCUCAGGACACUUAAGUGGAUCCCUUCCUGUUUUAUCAAUAAUCCAUUCCCGUAAAUCAAUUUUCCGCAGCUGCUGGACUGAUGAACUCCAUUUACUAGAACAUUUUAUGAGAGCACAGGUGCGAACAAUAACAAGCAGAACACGCGUUCUAAUUUUUUUCUCCCCUUUUUCUACUUGUGAGUGACUGUUUGGAUGUGUAUGUGUGAAUUUCCAGCACUAAAGCACAAUGUUUCUAAAGGACGAGUAAUCUUGCUCUAUAUUGUGGAUACAUUUGGUAUUAGAAAAUAAAAUGCUGUGUAAUAUCAGGUAGUUUAACUAUGUAGCUGUACUAAUUUUAUAAAUCAGGGGAUUUAGCCACUGUCAGGUCAAUGCAUUGUAUGUAGCAACUGAAUAGGACGGAAUGUACAGUACGGUGUAUCAUAAGCGAUACUGUUAGAUAGUCCAAUUUGAGCCUAUGAUAAAGUUUAACAUGGUAGCUGCUUCUUUUUCUUCAACUGUAAUGAACAGGCUCACGUAGGGAGUGGCCGUUAGCAUUGGUUUGUGGAAAAAAUAAGAAUUGACCAAAUUUGUACAUCUACUGUAAGCCCAACGCUAGCAUUAUGUACAUUGAGGAAAAUAAGUAUUUGAACAUCUUGCGAUUUUGCAAGUUCUCCCACUUGGAAAUAAUGGGCGAGUUUGAAAUUUUUAUGGUAGGUGCUUGUCUACUGUGACAAACAAUCUAAAGAAAAACAAAUCCCAAAAUCACAGUGUACGAUUUUUUAACAAUUUAUUUGUAUUAUAGUGCUGCAAAUAAGUAUAUAAACACCUCAGAAAAUCAUAUAUUUCCUGAAAAUCACAUAUUUCCUGGAAGCUGCAACCAGGAGUGCUUGUGCAUAAGAGUGGUGAUCCUGGAAGUGGCGACAGUUUUGUCUAGAGAUGUCCCGAUCCGAUAUUUGAAUCGGAUCGAACGCCGAUAUGGGCAAAAAAAUGUGCAUCGGUAUUGGAUCGGCCGACAUGGAAAAAUUCCGAUUCAGACUUCCGAUCCAGUUUUUUUUUUUAAAAGUCCGGUCCGGAUUUUCCAGCGCAUCGACUUACAUAAUCCAUUCCAGUUUUUGCUUCAGUUUCCACAAAAUCCGGUCUGCAUUUUACGUCACACCUUUAACAAACUACAUUACCGUCUCCCAAUUUAUCGAGAGAUUUUAUCGGUAAAAAUGUCAGCUGUGUGGGAUCAUUUCACCUUAAAGGACAACAAAGACAAAGAGGCAGAGUGCAACAUAUGCCACAAUAAAGUUAAGCGUGGUGGUAAAGCUGUAAGAAGUUUUAAUACAACCAACCUAAUCAAGCAUUUAACGAAAUACCACCACAAACAAUAUAAGGAGUAUGUUAAAAAAAACGAAGACAAAAAGAAAGGUCCUACGCAACUAACACUGGCAGAAACUUUUGCUAUGCGUGACAAACUGGCACUCGACAGUCCCAAAGCCUAGGGAAUAACAAGUGUCAUUGCCGAAGAAUUCAUUCUGGAUGACGAGCCAUUAUCUCUCGUGAGUAAAGACGCACCAUCCAACACUUAGAACCACGGUACAACAUGCCCAGCCGUCAUUACAUCCUUGAGCGAUCCGGCCGUGGAAGAUUCGAGAACGAUUCACAAACAUCCAAAUUCCAAUUUUUGAAAUAUGUCAAGUAAAGCGGAACUAAUACACAGCGCGGUCUUCGGGACGCAAUGAGAAACGGACCGCAUUGCGUCCCGAGAGUAAACAUCAUGCUUGUCAUAGACCCGGGUAAUGCCAAUGCUCAACUCACGGCUUUAGCUCAACUCAUGCCGCUGGAUAAAAAACACAAGAAUACCUGACUACUGCUGACAGCCGCUACAAACAACGUCAACGUUGUUUUACUGGAGAUAAUAGAUAUCAUACGUAUAUAGAACUAGAUGCAAAACGACAGACUCGACUGCGUUAGCAACAUUGAAGUAUUGAAAACUAGAUGUGUUAGUAAACAGCCACCAUCUUAAAGCAGAAGACUUCCCUGGUAGGCUGUUGUGAACCUUCCAAGCGAACCUAAUUAACUUUUUAUCUAAAAUACUCCUAAAUCAGCAAAAUCUUGACUUGAUUCUAUCUUCAAAACAGUUUUAAAACUUUCACAUGUCGGAAGUAGACAGAAGGGAAAUUAUGGAAUAACGGGAGCAAUUUUAACUACUUCAACAGUUGGUUCGCAAAAUUAAAUGAAUUGAAUGUAGUUUAAAGCUGCUGAUUCAGAAUGGGGACUUGAGUAUUUUAUUUACUGUUUUAAAAUGUUAACUUGAUACUGAAAUAGUCGUUUAUUUAAACCUGAUAGGCUUUUUAUACAAUUAUUGUAACUAAUGCACGAAACAUUAAAAGCAUCUAAUAGCUUGGGGGGUUUGUGGGAUUUUCCAUUGAGGUUGUUUGUGUGUUUUGGUUUUUUAAGACAGUUUACAAUAUUAUUUGCAUGUUUUACUGACUGACUAUGCCAUUUCUGUUUGUUUGUUUUUUUUUUUUUAUAAUGUUUUGUGUUUGUCACUGAAUAAACAGGUCAGUUCCUUGUUACCAACCGUUGUGUUAUUCAAACUCACCUAAUUCAGCUGGCUAGUUGUUAUCAAGCGUACUAAAACCUUUUUCAAAAUGAGUCUGACAACUAAGUAAGGAGGCUAAAUAACUUUAAACUUUAAUACAUGCUCAGAUAGGCCGGUAUCGGCCAGUAUCGGUAUCGGAUCGGAAGUGCAAAAACCUGGAUCGGGACAUCCCUAGUUUUGACAGGCAGAAAUGUCAUGGAAAAAAACUGAUCGCGCGCCUCUUUAAAUGGUGUGGUGUGGUGUUAUACUUAUAUAGGGUACCACGCAGGUCACUUUUCGGUCAAUUUUCCUCCAAGCAUUUUUCUAUACUCAUUUUCGGUCGGCAUUGAGUUGGGAGGAGCCAGCCACGCAACUGGCUGAUCGGAGACAACGCAGAAGACGAGCGCUGUGAAAAAUGCUCAUCUCCGCGUCAUCCGCGAUGGGACGACCACAAAUGAGCACUGAAUUGAGGCAUAUUAUUGCGACAUAGUUUGAAGGUUUAAGAAAAAUGUGUGGAAAAGAAAAGAGGAGCAGGAAUGCCACGUCGUGAUCGUCCGCCUCCAUUGCUUAAGAUGCCGUCAUGCUGCACUAAAAAUGGCGACGGCAUGACAUCACUUCCUUAGUACCCGAUUGUCGUACGGAGACAACAGUCCAUAUUAAGCGGCGGGUCAUAUUACCCGCCCACAUUAUCUAACAACUAAUCAGUAUAAUAGGCCUACUAGUAUAGCCAACAUGCCGUAUAGUCCAACUAAUUACACGUUUAAGGCCAUUAUCUGUCCUAGCGUAGAUGUAGCCUGAAAGAAUGACGUUAUUCCCAAAAAUCUCACAAUAUAUGGCCCUGGUCAUCCUCUCCUUAAUACAGUGCAGUCGUUUAGUCCCAUGUGAAGAAAAACACCCCCAAAGCAUGAUGCUACCACCCCAAUGAUUCACAGUCGGGAUGGUGUUCUUUGGAUGGUACUCAUCAUUCUUCUUCCUCCAAGCACUAUAGACCCUACCCACGUGACGUCACAACUCCGCUCUCCUGAAUGGUACCGCCCAAUUGUCCGUCAAAACAUAGUGUUAACCUGUUACGGCUACGUCCAUUCCUCCUAUUUACGGCGUGUUUUUCUGCUCCUUAACAUUAAUAAUCAAAAUGGUGAAGGCGUGUGUGGCUGUUGGUUGCACUAACAGAGAAGAUGGAAGGAGAGACUUGAAGUUUUACCGUAUUCCGAGGGAUCCAAACAGGAGAGCGAAAUGGACGGCUGCAAUUCGACGUGAAAACUGGGCACCAAAAAAUCACCACAAACUAUGUAGUAGUCAUUUUAUAUCCGGUAAGAUGCAUUUAAGAUAUACUUAGAGGGUUUUGGGCUGACAAAUAACCACAAUUAAGAUCAUUGCUAGGCUAAUCGCCGACAACAUACACGUAUGUAUGUAGUGAGAGUGCUAUCGCUAAACCAUAUAAACAUUAAAAGCCUUAACUCCAUUGACAAACGACAUGAAAUACAUUAGACUUGACAGUGGAUGUUAGCAAUAACAAAAGAUUUUGAAUUGAAAAUUUCGUAACUCACCUUUCCAAGCACAAGAUAGAUUCCUGCCGAAUUUUCGUGGACGAGGACCUGUUUCACCCAACCAGCAACGAAGUAUUUAUAAGCCUCCAAGCUCUUGAAGUUUUUCAAAUUUUCGUGAGAAUAGGCUGAUUUUGUGUGGACAAGAUAAUAUCAGCGUAGCAGAUGUCAGGCAGACAGGGCGAAGACAGUGGGUCGAAAAACAUCGAUUUGGGCAUCAAAUAUGGAUCUGGCGACUGUAUAGAACGAAGCUUUUCCACAUAACGCCUUUUAUGCAACACAUCCAGUGAGUUUACGGCAUCAGAAAGCACCGGGUCUUCCAUGAAAUGCAUUUUAAAUUCCUCGAUCAAUUGAAACCAAUGCUAAUACAGAGACAAAAUGUCGGACAAGUGGGCGGAACCAUACAGCGAGCACGUGGUUUUGUGACGUCGGUGGGUAGGGUCUAUAAGUGGAUUUAAGACAAAAAAGUUCCAUUUUAAUCUCAUAUGUCCACAUAACUGUCUCCCAUGACUCCACUGGAUCAUCAAAAUGGUCACUGGCAAACUUAAAACAGGCCAGGACAUAUGCUGGUUUAAGCAGGGGAAUCUUCCUUUCCAUGCAUGAUUUGAAACCAUGACGUCUUAGUGUAUUACCAACAUUAACCUGCGAAAUAGUGGUCCCGGAUCCUUUCUGGUCUAUUAACCUGCCCCUCCUAUGUAGUUCUUGGAUGAUUCCUCACCAUUCUUAGGAUCAUUAAGACCCUACGAGGUAGAGCUUGCAUGGAGCCCCAGUCCGAGGGAGAUUGACAGUCAUGUUUAGCUUCUUCCAUUUUCUAAUAAUUGCUCCAACGGUGGAUCUUAUAUCGUCAAGUUGCUUGGCAAUUUCCCCGUAACCCUUUCCAGCCUUGUAGAAGUCUAAAAUUCUGUCUUUGGAACAGCUCUUUUGUCUUGACCAUGUUAGUAAGAGUCUUUCUGAUUGUAUGGGGUGGGCAUUUGUUUAUAUGCAGCUAACCGCCUCAAACUGGUCAAAAAGUUUCCCUCCACUCCACUUAUUCGUUGGACUUUUUAAAGGUGACUAACAGGUCUUUGAGGCUCACAAUUCUAGCUCUAAGACAGGUGUUCAUAUACUUAUUUUCAGCAGUAUAAUUCAAAUAAAUUGUUAAAAAAAAUCAUACACUGUGAUUUCUGGAUUUUUAUUUUUAGAUAGUCUCUCGCAGUAGACAAGCAUCUACCAUGAAAAUUUCAAACCCGCCCAUCAUUUCUAAGUGAGAGAACUUGCAAAAUCGCAGGUGUUCAAAUACUUAUUUUCCUUACUGUACGUUGAGACUUUGAUCUCAAUCCUACAAUUUCCUUAGGUGCUCUGUUCCUGCCUUCCACUCUGAUCAGAUUCCAGGUUUGUUUUUUUAUCUGGAGAAGCGCCCUCUGUGUUAGUUACUGUUGUUCCACGAGCUGACUGAUUGAUUAGAUCCUUGGCUUCAGCCUCCAAACAGUUGCGGCUAAUUACAAGAAAGCAGCGUGUGAAUGAUUCAGCGUGCGCUUGUGACCACCCUCGUCCUUGUUUUUAUCCGAGCGUAGACUCGCUCAUGUUUGUGUCGGCGUUGUUUUCAUCACUCCCCCUGCUCCGCCCCCCCCCCCCAAGUUUUCGCGCUGACAGUCCAUCACUUCUGUUGCUAUAGCGACCGUGCCGCACGGCUACUGUCGUUAAGCUUCUGUCCUCCUCGAGUCUAAUUGAGCCCAAAUCAAACAACUUUACAGUCGACCUCGGAGCAAUUGCCCGGUUUAUUUUAAUGGACGGGACUGGCACAGCUAAAAGGUUUCAAGUCUCAUUACAAUUUAAAACAUUUAUUACAAAAGCAAUUGAUGAGAUACAGCGUUUCUCGCUUUCAUGAGCACGGCGCCGAUACGUGAGGCAUUUAAUACACAACAAAUCUGAACAUGUCUCAUCAUUUGCUUGUUGUAAUGUUGUAAAAGACCUUCUGUGCCUCAAGUAGAACCUGCACUCAUUUGGGGAUUAUUGUAGGAUUCUACGCAAACUAGAAAAAGUGAUAAGCUUCCACUUCCCAGAAGGCUGUUUCCCCAGAUUCUUUGAAAAUAAGGUACGUGAAAAUCACCACCAAAACAAAAAUGUAACAACAACAAUGCUGGUAUAAUGGUGGUUAUUGAAGAUAAUAGUACAUUAUGUUUUUGUUUUUUUUUUGUCUAAAACUGUUUCGCGGCACACCUGAUGAUCUCUCAAGGCACAAUAUGGUCGGGAAUCAUUGCAAUAAGCAAUUUUGCCACCAAGACUUGUUGUAGAAUCUUGUAAAUACUCUGUGUCUUUAAUCAGAAUAUGAAAGAUGUUA
Molecule: messenger RNA, 10451 nt
Organism: Corythoichthys intestinalis (scribbled pipefish)
Lineage: Eukaryota; Metazoa; Chordata; Actinopteri; Syngnathiformes; Syngnathidae
Gene: sbk1
Product: SH3 domain binding kinase 1
Exons: 4
Coding region: 1700-2845 (381 amino acids)
Biological process (GO): peptidyl-threonine phosphorylation; peptidyl-serine phosphorylation
Molecular function (GO): protein serine/threonine kinase activity; ATP binding
Source: RefSeq, a predicted model, not a curated record